This is a messenger RNA of Penicillium angulare, 1767 nucleotides long. Its product is annotated as CocE/NonD family hydrolase. Gene Ontology annotation, molecular function: dipeptidyl-peptidase activity. NCBI's taxonomy places the organism in Eukaryota, Fungi, Ascomycota, Eurotiomycetes, Eurotiales, Aspergillaceae. The transcript is spliced from 2 exons. Bases 1 to 1767 code for a protein of 588 amino acids. The record is from RefSeq and is a predicted model, not a curated record.
AUGCCGAAUACCAUCAGAGAUAUCGCCACUCGGGAUGAGGAGUCAUUUCCCUACAUCUUCGAACAAAAUGUUUCCAUCAACUUGAAAGAUGAAUCGGGAAUCGUACGUGCGAAUGUUUAUCGCCCAAAGGGAACUGAAAAGGUUCCUGUCCUUGUUACUUACGGUCCAUAUGGGAAAGAUAUUCCCUACAAGGAUUUCCACGCCCAAAGCUUCGGUGAAGUCAACCCUGAGCAAAAGUCUGAGCAUUCCGCUUGGGAAACUCCGGAUCCGAAGUACUGGACCAGUCAGGGUUAUGCAGUUGUUCGUGCUGAUGAGCGCGGAACCGGUCAAUCGGUCGGAAAGCUCGAUACCAUGUCUCGGGGUACUAGCGAAGCAUUCUUCGACGUGAUUGAAUGGGCUGCUGAACAGUCCUGGUCCAGUGGAAAGGUUGGUCUACUGGGUAUCUCGUACUUUGCUGGUAGCCAGUGGCGUGUUGCAGCGAGACAGCCGAAGGGACUGUCAUGCAUUAUUCCGUGGGAGGGGAUGUCAGACUACUACCGAGACCGGUGCCGACAUGGUGGAAUCUUGUCGAGCAAGUUUAUUAAGUUCUGGUGGGAUCGCCAGGUCGUGAGUAACCAGUACGGUCUUGGUGGACGGGCAGCACGCAACUGGGGUCCUGAUACUAUUGAAGGAGAUCUGAGUGAGGAGGAACUAGUGGCAAAUCGACAGGAUCAGAAUAUCGAUAAUGCCGAAAAUAAGUACCGCGAUGAUUUGUACUAUGCCUCGAAAGAGUAUAGUCUGUCGGAUAUCAAGGUGCCUCUCCUUUCGGUCGCGAACUGGGGUGGUAUCUUGUUGCAUCUCCGUGGAAACGUGGAGGGGUAUACUCAUGCCGGCUCGGAUCUGAAGUAUCUGCGCUUUGUGACUGGGCGUCACGAUCUUCCUUUCUAUUAUAAGGAAGAGGUCGAAUUGCAGCGGAGCUUCCUCGACGCAUUCUUGAAGAGUGAUGAUCGAAUCGGCUGGUCAACUGGUAAAGCACCAAAGGUGGAUGUUGUACUCCGCAAAGGCGACGUCGGAUUCAACAAUGCCGAUGCAGAGAAGCAGUACCAGCGCCGCGUGGAGCAUGAGUGGCCGAUUGCUCGUACCCAGUACACGAAGUACUACCUUACAUCUCAGAAGGAUCUCAUCAAACACGCACCUGUAGAACGUCCUGUAAAGAUCUCAUACGAUGCACUUGGCUCCCUGGAUAAACCGGAGCUUGUGCAGUUCACCACUCCAGCAUUUGAGAAAGAGACCGAAUUUACAGGACAUAUCGUCGCGCAUCUGAACGUCUCGAUGAGUGCUCUUCCUGGCGCACCGACGCCUCAAGAUCUCGAUCUUUUUAUCACCCUGCGACACAUUUCCCCUGCUGGGAACGAAGUCUUUUAUACCGGCACAGCAGGUGAUGCCGUACCUUUAUGUAAAGGUUGGCAACGCGUUAGCAUGCGACAUGUGAACAAGGAUCAUAUCCGCAAUAGACCUUAUUUGCCGCAUCGCGAUUACUAUUCAACAGAUGUACGACCCGUGGUUCCGGGAGAGGUCUAUCCUGUUGAUGUCGAGAUCUGGCCAACAAAUGUUGUCGUGGAAAAGGGUGGAAAGAUCGUUCUCGAAAUCUCCAGUGGGGAUACUCAGGGAAGCGGUAUGUUCCAGCACAAUUCGCCUAUUGACCGAUCUGUGGAGCGCUUCCAGGGUCAGAAUCAUAUUCAUUUUGGACUCGGUGACAAUUAUGUUACAUUGCCGAUCAUUCCUUGA